Fonsecaea multimorphosa CBS 102226 is the source of this 597-nucleotide messenger RNA. RefSeq lists its product as uncharacterized. The record is from RefSeq and is a predicted model, not a curated record. NCBI's taxonomy places the organism in Eukaryota, Fungi, Ascomycota, Eurotiomycetes, Chaetothyriales, Herpotrichiellaceae. The transcript has a single exon. Bases 1 to 597 code for a protein of 198 amino acids.
AUGGCCACAACCCAGAGACCGUACAACGUGCUCAGCCCGUGGAAACUGGCCCAUAUCGUGCUUCGCACGGCCCGGUUCACGGAGAUGGUUGACUUCUACAAGCGCUUCCUGGGCGCCGAGGUCGAGUUCGAGAACGACCGGGCGUGCUUUUUGCGGUACGACGACGAACACCACCGGCUCGGCAUCAUCACGUACGACGGCCUUACGGACGACAUUGGCAGACGAGCCGCGGAGCCGGGAUUGGAGCACAUCGCGUUCACGUUCCACAACCUCAACGACCUCGUGACUGUGUGGGAGCAGCGAAAGGCAUUGGGGAUCGAGCCCGUGUGGUGCGUCAACCACGGCGCCACCACGAGCAUGUACUACGCCGACCCGGACGGGAACAAGCUCGAGUCGCAGGUGGACAACUUUGACGACCCUGACGAGCAGCGCCGCUUUCUUACUUCUACUACAUUCCGCGAGAACCCUGUCGGCACAGAUUUCGACCCGGAGGAGCUCAAGAGGCGCGUGAACUCGGGCGAGGAUCAUGCCUCGAUCAAGCGCCGCAUCGAGAUCGGACCAAGGCCGUUCCCUACAAUGGUCGGCGCGAGGCCCUGA